AUUAGUAAAGUAUAAAUAGCUACCAUAACAUGAAAUAUAUGUAAUUACAGAGAGUUGCUAGGAGACUGAUGAAGUAUUUACCAAUGGCAUCUGAGGAGUGGUUGAGACUUAUUGAAAGUGCUACGAAAACUGCAAUUAUCCAAGAUGGAAAAAGAAAAGUCCAUUUUUUAAUGGAAGAUGGUAGGGAAAUGGUAGAAGAAUACCAUUUAGAAACAAAUGUUUUAGUACGGAGAGCAUGGAAAGAGAAAGGAAAACUUGGACAAGAUGUAGGUUGGAAAGUAGAAAUUGGAGACCCUGAACCUAGACAAAAUAAUAUUGAAGUAUAUGGGAUUCAGGAAAGUUCAAGUGCUCCAUUUAUUACAAGAAGAAUUACGAAGACUGCACUUGAAUGGCGCAUAAGGAAUUUGCCAUAUCCACAGAAUGUAUAUAGCGUAACAGCAGAAGAUGAUAACACAAUAACUGUUCGUACAACCAACAAAAAAUAUUUUAAAAAGAUAAUAGUUCCAGAUUUAGAACGUGCUGGAUUAAAAGUAGAACAAGACAGAAUAUCCUUCAAGCAUCAAUACAAUACGCUAAUUAUUACGUAUAAAAAACCACCUGCACUUCUGGAGUUGGAAAAAAAGGUAUUAGAUAAAAUAUUACAAUUAAAAGCAAGAAAAGAUGGUGAUGUACAAUGUCCAACAAGCUAAUAAAAUCUUUUUUUCUAAAAA
Bombus pascuorum is the source of this 710-nucleotide messenger RNA. RefSeq names its product protein DPCD. The record is from RefSeq and is a predicted model, not a curated record. Lineage: Eukaryota; Metazoa; Arthropoda; Insecta; Hymenoptera; Apidae. The transcript is spliced from 4 exons. The coding region runs from base 69 to 689 and encodes 206 amino acids.